Chara braunii is the source of this 2249-nucleotide messenger RNA. The record is from the annotation of a GenBank genome assembly. Lineage: Eukaryota; Viridiplantae; Streptophyta; Charophyceae; Charales; Characeae.
UUGGAGAGACAGUACCAGGACCUGACGCAACAGCAUCAGGAGUUGGCACAACUCUGCCGCAUGGUGCAGAGCCACGAGGAUGCAACCCGGACACUCAAUGCCCGAUUGCUGGACCUGGAACAGGCUGUACCAGGACCAACUGUUGGGGCUUCCAGCAGUGCACCCUCGAGCCGCCAACUGGAGGACCGCGUUGACCACGUAGUGGCAAUGCUUGGCGACAUCAGCACCUUCGCUGCGACGACCACCACCAUCAGCAGUCAGCUGCAUACAUUGAAGACCGAGGUCCAGCAGUUGCAGAUGACGAAUGGGGAUGGCAAUCCGAAGAUGUAUAAGAUGCCAACCUUCAAUCUGGAGAGGUUCGACGACUACACGCAGCAGGAUCCGGUCCUCUGGUGGGAAGCAUUCACAACGCAACUCAGGAUUCUGCCCGUAGCCAAGCAUGCGUACAUCGGCGCCCUGUUCCUGAACUCACAGGGCGGAUGCCAGACCUGGUUGAGCCACCUGGCAACCUCCCACGGCGUCGAUGUACCAGACUUGAAGGACGUAAUCACAUGGGAGGAACUGAUACGGCUGUGGAAGAAGCGGUUCAUCGUCGACGACGCGCCGACACUCGCCAUCAACCGUUUGUUCACCAUGACAGUUUCCAUGGGUCAAGUUUGGCUUGACCAAGGCGGAGUACAAGGUCUGCGGCCACUAUGGCAGCUGCUAUUGGUGCAACAGCACCAAGCACAAGACCUCCUUGUGCCAAGAUCAGGGCAAGGAGGAUGUGUGACCCCGCCUCAGCUCGGGAAACUGAGCUCCACGGAAGGUGAGGCAACUCCACCUUCUACUCCGCCAGAUUCGACCGCCUUGCUAGCGGCCUCCUGCACAUCUGGGGAGGAUGCGAAUGUCGCAAGUCCUCGGUAUACUUACGAGGAUUAUAUCGUCCAUUUGGUUCCACCACUGGACCAACCGCUCCACGUGCAACAGUCCACCGCAUGCACGGUUUCAUCACUAUCGGCAACCGAUUCGGCAGCUUCGCCGCAAUCUAUCGCCGGGGAUUUGACGUCAUGGUCAAGACUUGAAGAGCUCGACCCAUUGACGUUUACGGACUUCCAGUGGAUGCCCGUUCCCUCGACCGGACAAUUGCCGAAACCGCAUUGCAACGUGCUUAUGGCACAAUUGCGGGACUACUUGCACACUGCAGUACCAGCUCCGUUGAUGGACGCCGGAGCAGAGGUUGUCGACCUUCUCGCGUACAUCGCGAAGAUCGACCGCGAGUUCAAGACGCAACGGUACGACGACAUCGACACACCAUUACUAUACGUACGCAUUCAGAUCGGUGAGGCGACCUGCAGUGCCUUGAUCGAUUGCGGAACAUCUCGCAACUACAUCAGCCAGGACUUCAUGGUACGCGCCGGCCCUGGCCCACGUGUCUUGAGGAAGUCCCAGCCUACGCAAGUCACGUUGGCAGACGGUCAUACGCACAAGUCAAUUGACCGGUGCAUUGACGCCGUUCCCGAGUACUUUGCCCCUCACGCAAGUGAGGCGGUGUCGUUUGAUAUUCUGGACACCAAAUUUGACAUGAUCUUGGGCAUGUCAUGGUUGCGAAGCAAGGAUCACCCGGUGAACUUCUUCAACCGCACUGUUCACGUUCGUGACCAGAACGGGGUAUUAGUUCCAUGCACGGUGCCUCUUCCUCAUCCUUCGAUCAGCUGCCACGUGGUAUCUGCCGCAAGCAUGCGAGCUUCCAUCAUCAGAGACAACAUCGAGGAGAUGGGGGUGUGUUUUCUCCACGCCCUCCCGCCCCGAGACGCUUCAUCGACGGACUCACCUUCGGAUCCACGCAUCACCGAAUUUCUCGACGCCUACAGCGACGUGUUCGAAGGCCCGCACGGAGAAGUACCGGAUCGACCCAUCCGCCACGAGAUCAUCCUCGAGGACGGGGCCGUACCUCCGCGCGGCUGCAUCUACCGAAUGAGCGAGGAAGAGUUAAGUGUGCUCCGCGCACAACUCGACGACCUUCUUGAGAAAGGCUGGAUUCGGCCUAGCUCAUCGCCAUACGGUGCUCCUGUUCUCUUCGUCCGGAAGAAGAACAAGGACCUGCGGUUGUGCAUCGAUUAUUGCAAGCUCAACGCGCAGACGAUCAGGAAUGCCGGCCCUCUCCCACGCAUCGACGACCUUCUCGAGUGAUUGGGCGGCGCCCAAUUCUUCUCUAAGCUGGAUCUCAAGUCAGGGUACCACCAACUCGAGAUUCGCAAGGAGGAUCG